AUGUCUUCGAAUGAACUAGAGCAAGAUUACGAGCAGUUGAAACAACAUCACUUAAAGAAGAAAACACUUUUCAAAGAUAAAGAUUUUCCUAACAAUGACUACUUCAUUUACGACCUUGGCGUAUCACCAAGGGACUUAAAGUGGAAGCGUCCAGGAAACAUUGUCAAAAAGCCAAAGUUUUUUAGCGAUGGAGCACAGCGGUUUGACGUGCAGCAAGGCGAGAUUGGAGAUUGCUGGCUGCUGGCAGCUGUCGCAAACUUGACUCUUCACAAGGAGUACCUGGAGCACGUCGUGCCUAGUGGCCAAAGCUUUGAGAAAGGCGACUAUGCAGGCAUCUUCCAUUUUCGUUUUUGGCAGUACGGCAAGUGGGUCGACGUGGUCAUCGAUGAUCGUCUUCCCACUGCAAAGGGCCAACUGGUGUUGAUGCACUCAGCGGAGAACAAUGAAUUCUGGUCGGCGCUGCUGGAGAAGGCCUACGCCAAACUGCACGGCAGCUACAAAGCUCUGGUUGGAGGUCACACAGCAGAAGCCAUGGAAGAUUUCACAGGCGGCCUUUCAGAGCACUAUCUAGUUCAGGGGGAAAGCUGUCCAGCAAACCUGUUCAGCAUUCUGCAAACUGCCUACCAUCGUGGCUCUUUUAUUGGAUGCGCAAUUAACGCCAAAGCAACUUACCAGCAACGAGUUGCUUUGCAAUUGAAAGGCCUUUUUGAUCAACACGCCUACUCGAUUACUUCAGUGAAACAGGUGGUGCAGAUCAACCGUUCAGAAGAGCAGCAGGACUUUGAGGACACCAUAAAGCUAAUUCGAAUUCGCAAUCCAUGGGGCAAUGAAAAAGAGUGGAAUGGUCCUUGGAGUGACAGAUCAGCUGAAUGGGCCAGUGUGAGCUCGGCAGACAAAAAGCGGCUUGGCCUUUCAAUUGCUUCUGAUGGGGAAUUCUGGAUGUCAUUUGAAGAUUUUAAACGGUAUUUUGACGACGUUGAGGUCACCAACUUGUCACCUGACCAACUGGAGGAUAAAAUCAGCACUCGACGAUGGGAGGAAAAGUGUUUUGAAGGUCAGUGGGUUUCCGGUGUGAGCGCUGGUGGUAGCCGCAAGUUUCGCGACACCUUCUUCAUAAAUCCGCAGUACAUUGUCACGUUGAAUGACCCGGAUGAAGACGACGACGACGACCUGUGCACCUUUGUUGUGUCAGUAAUGCAGGAGUAUACCCGUAAAAAAGGCCUCGAAAACUUGAAAAUUGGGUUUUCCAUCUACAAGGUGAAAGAGUCACUUGCAGUUAGCCAAUCAAAGCCUGGCGCUCAAAUUUUUGAUGCCAAGUUUUUCCGAAAAAACAAUCUAGUGGCCGAAUCAGAGCAGGUUUAUCGUCGUGGAAUCUGUGAGCGCUUUCGUUUGAAGCCGGGUCGCUACUGCAUUGUACCUUCCACUUAUGAGCCUCAUCAAGAAAGAGAAUUCAUGAUUAGAUGCUUCACUGAAAAGGCAGUCAAAAGCACGCGCAAGAACGGCAAUUCGCUCAUUUCAAUGACGAGCAACAUNAACUAA
Rhagoletis zephyria (snowberry fruit fly) is the source of this 1539-nucleotide messenger RNA. Lineage: Eukaryota; Metazoa; Arthropoda; Insecta; Diptera; Tephritidae. The record is from RefSeq and is a predicted model, not a curated record.